GUUAUGAUUUUAAUUUAUCAAACGUGCUAGUUUUCUAAAUUUAGAGCAAAGGUUCAGUUGUCCCUAAAUGUGUGAGAUGAAAAGUUGAUAAUGGCUGUGGAUAGUGAAAAGCCACGAAAUCCAAAAUUUAGCGACGAAAAUGUUUUAGAAACACCAACUGUUGUUGAAGUCGAAUUUGAAAAAACCGAAGCACACGAUGUGGAAUAUGAAAAGCAAGAUUCUGAGAAAGAUGACUUUUCUGUGAUACAAUUGGAGGAGGGAGAUAUUGGAGAGGAUGUCCCUGAUACCAGCGUUUCACAAAAGCAGGCUAAUACGUAUGCCGCAAAGAAAACCGUGGCUCAAGGAAUGAUGGAUAUUGCCCUGAUAACAGCCAACGCCAACCAACUUCGCUACAUAAUUGAAUUCAAUCGACACAGCUCGACGUUUUAUUUAAAUCUUAUUUUAAUUGUAAUUUCGUUAUUUCUACAAGUCGCUGUUGGAGUUUCUUUAAUAUUUAAGGGACGGCUGGAUUUACGCGGCGAAUCAAAGCAUCAAAAUGCAAAGAGAAUCAAUAACUACGUCGUCAUUGGCAUAUUUUUAGUCACGAUAAUUAACGUUUUUAUCGCCAGUUUCACGGUUACAAGCCAGGCAAAAUGAAGGAUAAAUUACAGAUUUUUUAUCAAACAUUGUGAUUUUUUUCAAUUCGUAACAGCCUGUGAACAGACUAAACCCAGUGACACAAAAUACAAAUAUUGAAAUGUUACAUUAUUGUAGUAUUAAGCUGAAUAAACACGUUUUUGUAA
Messenger RNA from Tribolium castaneum (red flour beetle), 782 nucleotides. RefSeq names its product ninjurin-A. Lineage: Eukaryota; Metazoa; Arthropoda; Insecta; Coleoptera; Tenebrionidae. Gene Ontology annotation, cellular component: membrane. Gene Ontology annotation, biological process: cell adhesion; tissue regeneration. The transcript is spliced from 4 exons. The record is from RefSeq and is a predicted model, not a curated record. The coding region runs from base 91 to 636 and encodes 181 amino acids.